Molecule: messenger RNA, 204 nt
Organism: Pochonia chlamydosporia 170
Lineage: Eukaryota; Fungi; Ascomycota; Sordariomycetes; Hypocreales; Clavicipitaceae
Exons: 1
Coding region: 1-204 (67 amino acids)
Source: RefSeq, a predicted model, not a curated record
AUGAUUCUCGAGGACUUGUAUUGGAUCACCAAAGUCGCAUCCUGGUGUUUGAAUUCCAACAUGACAGAAGCACCAGACGUUCCUCUCCGCACUCUGCCACGACGCCUGGCUUGCUUGCGCACGUUGCUAAUUAUACCUAGCCAUGUGUCAUCUGAGACAACCUGCUGGAGCAUGCCGAGAGACAGGCAGAUAGGCGAUGGAUAA